CAAGACUGUGAUCCUGUGUGCAAGGGCAUGAAAGACUCUCAUAUCAAGCGCAGGCGGAUCGCUGGAAAGAGGGGGGUCCCCUCAGCAUUCACUCCAGGUUCAUCUCAGCGAGCUCCCUCUAGGCCCAUUGCGCCGCCGGCUCAGACUUCCGGUCAAGCAGGGCCCUCGAGACACAGUCGAGCAGAUAGUAUCGAGAGCGAUGCUGAAGAUGACUACCAGCAUGUGGCCGUAGAGCUUCCAGAUCAAUUGCCGUCCCUGCCUGAGGGUCACGAAGGGGACGUUUCGGCGGAGGCCAGAGACACUGAGGAGACCUCACCCAAGCCCCUUUCGAGGUCUGAGCGCUUGAGAGAGAUCUUGAAGUUUCGCGGACUGGCAGAGCGCUAUGGUGAGACAGAGGGACGAGAAGGCAAACAGUAUCCAUCGCAACUGGAUCUUAGGCUAUCUCAAGCUAUACAUGCAUACGCUGUCGAGUACUAUGCCUCAAAGGCAAUGUUGAUCGAGGACAAAGUGAAAGGAGAAAAGGAUGCACCUCUGCGGACAAGGAGCAGCAAGGCGAGAGGGGGGCAUGGCACAAUCGACCGCGGGCGAGACAUCAUCCCUCCGCAUCUCAUCAAGAAACCAGCGAGAAAGGUGUACGCUGCUACUCUGGGUCAAUUUGAAUCGACUGUCCCAUAUGACGUCCUCAGCGAUCUCGCUGACUCGGACUACGUUGCUUCAGACAAUGAGGAAGAGGAUGACGACGAGAUAGAAAGGGAGGCGGAGACUUCGGAGCCCGCUCGACAGAUCCACAGAGGCACGAAGACGGCGGUGAACGAUCGCGGAAUACUCGAGAACGUACAGGAUGCUUUCGACGAGACUGCUCUCUUUGCAAUUUGUGAGUACAGGCUGAGGCAUCAUAGUGAGAGGAAGACCAGGCUGACCGUUGAAAGCGCACCUUCCAUCGGCGCUUGUAGCCGUCUACGUGGAGGAGACUGUACGUUCCCUGCUUGGAGAUCACGGUAGCUCAGUCGCUUAGGUAACGAGUAGGAUGAAAGAAUGCUGAUGAUGUUAC
Microstroma glucosiphilum is the source of this 1051-nucleotide messenger RNA. RefSeq lists its product as hypothetical. The coding region runs from base 28 to 1002 and encodes 324 amino acids. NCBI's taxonomy places the organism in Eukaryota, Fungi, Basidiomycota, Exobasidiomycetes, Microstromatales, Microstromataceae. The transcript has a single exon. The record is from RefSeq and is a predicted model, not a curated record.